Molecule: messenger RNA, 801 nt
Organism: Cylicocyclus nassatus
Lineage: Eukaryota; Metazoa; Nematoda; Chromadorea; Rhabditida; Strongylidae
Source: the annotation of a GenBank genome assembly
AAAGAUAUGCCUUGCAAAGAUCUAAGCGAUGUGGAGAAACUACUGUUGGAGUAUAUAAGCAUUGAAUCUACGACAGGUAAAGAAGGAGAACUGGGCGAGACGGUCAAGAUGCAGCUUGAAGAAAACGGAUGGAUUGUUGAAAAACAGCCAGUGGAUGAAAAUUCAUCAAGGUUCAACAUUCUUGCCACUCGGAAACCGCUAGCAGAGUGUUGCCCACGCUUACUCUUCAAUACUCAUUUCGAUGUUGUUCCUCCAUUUAUUCCACCUACUGAGGAUGCAGACAAAAUCUAUGGCAGAGGGUCAAGCGAAGCAAAAGGACAACUGGCUUGUAUGAUUUCUGCUGCACAAGCACUCGCCGAGACAAGACCUGAAAUCGCGGAACAACUUGCUUUGCUUUUUGUUGUGGGAGAAGAGAUUGACCACAUUGGAAUGCAGAAGGCCAACGAAUUUACUGCUCUAAAGCCAGAUUAUCUAGUCGUAGGCGAACCGACGGAGCUGAAGUUCGGCACAAUCCAGAAAGGAGCACUGAAGGUCAUCAUAAGGUGCAAUGGAAUAGCAGGUCACUCCGGUUACCCAUCUGAAGGAGAAAGCGCCAUCCACAAGCUGAUUCCGGUUCUCAAUGAUGUCCUAAAUUAUGAAUGGCCCAGCGAUGAGAAAAAUGGAGCCACGACCGUGAACAUAGGAAUCAUCAAAGGUGGCCAAGCGCAAAAUGCUUUCGCAGAAAGCGCAGAAGCUCGGGUAUUUGUGCGAGUAACCACAUCUGUGGCGGACAUACAGAAGAAGCUGGAAGAGAUAGUAGCA